Colletotrichum karsti is the source of this 366-nucleotide messenger RNA. RefSeq lists its product as uncharacterized. Lineage: Eukaryota; Fungi; Ascomycota; Sordariomycetes; Glomerellales; Glomerellaceae. The transcript is spliced from 2 exons. Gene Ontology annotation, cellular component: mitochondrion. The coding region runs from base 1 to 366 and encodes 121 amino acids. The record is from RefSeq and is a predicted model, not a curated record.
AUGCCCCCCUUAACCCCCCUGUGGUCCCUCGCCCGCAGCUACUCCUCCAAUGGCGCCGCCAAGUCGCGCCUCGGGAAGACGUUGAGCCUGGACCAGUUCCUCCAACGAUCCCGCGCCCUCUCCCUCUACCGCGAAAUCAUCCGCGGCACGCGACGCAUCGCGGACCCGACCACCCGCGCCGAGUCCCGCCGCUACGCCCGCGAUGAGUUCGAGCGUCACCGCGAUGUGACGGACGUUGUAUGCCUCUUCCCCCACACUCAUCUCACAUUAAGGACUGACACCGUUGGCCAGGGCCAUAUCCGCUACCUCAUCUCAACAGGCAAGACGGAGUUCCAGGGCAUGGAGCGGUACAUUGACGGGUUGUAG